AUGUACACGCAUGUCGCCGUUCACCGCUUCCACAACAUGGCGGACGAAUCUCAUCCAAAUGGAACAGACGUUGUGGACAAGAUGACCGUUGAGGUGGCCGAAAUGGCUUUGGAUGCAAACGAAACAUUAAAGCAAGCAGCUGCAGAACCGGUAAAGUCAAGCGAAAAUGACGCGAAUGGAGCAGCGGCAAAACCAGUAUCAACAGCGGCCUUUAAGGAACAAUUUAAGGCAUUUUCGAAGUUUGGCGAUACCAAGUCGGACGGAAAACACCUUACGCUUUCGCAAAGCGACAAGUGGAUGAAACAAGCGAAGGUUAUUGAUAAGAAGAUAACAACCACUGAUACGGGUAUACACUUCAAGAAGCUAAAAUCGAUGAAACUAACGUUGGAUGAUUACAACAAAUUUCUGGACGACCUUGCAAAAACGAAGAAAGUCGAGCUGGAUGAAAUUAAGAACAAAAUGGCUAACUGUGGCGCCCCUGGUGUUCAUAAUGCAACGCCAGGGAAAGCGGCAGAAACGGUGGCUCGCCUUACGGACACUUCCAAAUACACUGGAUCGCACAAGCAACGGUUCGAUGAAACUGGCAAGGGUAAGGGUAUAGCCGGCCGGAAAGACCUGGUCGAUCAGUCCGGAUACGUAUCUGGAUACGGGCACAAAAACACGUACGACAAAACCCAUUGA
Molecule: messenger RNA, 681 nt
Organism: Anopheles marshallii
Lineage: Eukaryota; Metazoa; Arthropoda; Insecta; Diptera; Culicidae
Gene: ringer
Product: tubulin polymerization-promoting protein homolog
Exons: 4
Coding region: 1-681 (226 amino acids)
Biological process (GO): positive regulation of protein polymerization; microtubule bundle formation; microtubule polymerization
Cellular component (GO): microtubule
Molecular function (GO): tubulin binding
Source: RefSeq, a predicted model, not a curated record